Messenger RNA from Penicillium samsonianum, 1614 nucleotides. RefSeq lists its product as uncharacterized. Gene Ontology annotation, molecular function: monooxygenase activity; heme binding; oxidoreductase activity, acting on paired donors, with incorporation or reduction of molecular oxygen. The record is from RefSeq and is a predicted model, not a curated record. NCBI's taxonomy places the organism in Eukaryota, Fungi, Ascomycota, Eurotiomycetes, Eurotiales, Aspergillaceae. The transcript is spliced from 4 exons. The coding region runs from base 1 to 1614 and encodes 537 amino acids. Gene Ontology annotation, biological process: sterol metabolic process.
AUGGACACCAACAUGGCUUUUGAGAUCGCUAACAUCUCCAUCGCCCAGAAUGAGCUGCCGCAGAUAUGGCCUUCCAGCCAUCCCCAGUUUCAAAGCCACCUGCUGGCGUCCUUGAUGAGAUUUUCAUUUUGGCAGUACGCAGUGACUUUUCUAAUUGCCAUAUUAGUCUAUGAUCAAGUGAUGUAUAUCAAACGAAAAGGCUCUAUAGCUGGACCUCCACUCAAAAUCCCGCUUAUGGGCCCAUUUAUACAAGCCUUGCACCCAAAGUUCGAAGGGUAUCUUGCACAGUGGGCGAGUGGACCACUCAGCUGUGUAUCUGUCUUCCACAAAUUUGUCGUCCUAGCCUCCGACAGAGAUAUAGCCCACAAAGUGUUCAAGUCGCCUGGAUACGCCGAGCCAUGUAUAGUACCGAUCGCAAAAGAUAUCCUAGGUCACAAAGCAUGGGUGUUUCUUCAGGGUAGGGAUCAUGCCGAGUACCGCAGGGGGUUGACUCCCCUGUUCACCAACAGGGCCAUGGCUACAUACCUGCCGGUACAAGAGAAAGUACUGGCCGAUUAUUUUGGCAAAUUUGUCGCCGCCAGCAAGGCGAAUCAGGGACAGCCAAAGGAAUUCAUGACCAUGUUCCGCGAGAUCAACUGUGCACUUUCAUGCCGCACAUUCUUUGGCGAUUAUAUCUCCCAGGCCGCCGUCAAGAAGAUUGCAGACGACUUCUACCUUGCCACAGCUGCCCUCGAGUUAGUCAACGUGCCUUUGUCAAUCUACAUUCCAUUCACCAAGCCCUGGCUCGGGAAGCGGACAGCCGACGCUGUCCACGCCGAGUUUUCAAAAUGCGCAGCUGCGUGCAAAGCAAAUAUGGCCACCGGUGCGACACCAACGUGUAUCGUAGACCAUUGGGUUCUCCACAUGAUGGAAUCAAAGCGAUACCAGGAAAAGGUCGCGGCAGGGGAGACGGGCGCCGAGAGGCCAACUAACAUGAUCCGCGAGUUCACGAAUGAGGAAAUCGGAGAGACAUUGUUUACUUUCCUCUUUGCUUCUCAGGAUGCGUCGAGCAGUGCCACGACUUGGCUAUUCCAAAUCCUCGCCCAGCGGCCCGACGUGCUCGAUAAAUUGCGUCAAGAAAAUCUGGCCGCUCGCGGUGGUGAUAAAAACAAGUCUUUCGAUCUUCCCAUGCUCGAGUCGCUCACCUACACCAAUGCAGUCAUCAAGGAGCUUCUGCGUCACCGUCCACCCGUCAUUAUGGUUCCAUAUCUUGCGACGAAGAACUUCCCUGUCACGCCUAACUAUACCGUCCCGAAGGGUGCCAUGAUCAUCCCAUCCUGUUAUCCGGCUUUACAUGAUCCGAACGUUUACCCUAAUCCCGAUAACUUCGAUCCCGAGCGUUGGAUCUCCGGGGAUGCCGAGUCCAAGACUAAGAAUUGGCUAGUAUUCGGUGCGGGACCACACGAUUGUCUCGCAAGAAAGUAUGUGCCACUAUCUAUGGCUGGUAUGAUUGGGAAAGCGGCGCUGGAACUUGACUGGGAGCAUCAUGCCACGGAGAGAUCAGAGGAAAUUCGAGUUUUUGCUACAUUGUUUCCAAUGGAUGGGUGUCCGUUAGUGUUUACGAAACGUCCAUAA